Molecule: messenger RNA, 1434 nt
Organism: Populus nigra (black poplar)
Lineage: Eukaryota; Viridiplantae; Streptophyta; Magnoliopsida; Malpighiales; Salicaceae
Product: protein ABIL2-like
Exons: 11
Coding region: 364-1302 (312 amino acids)
Source: RefSeq, a predicted model, not a curated record
CAGUUCUGUUUCCAAACUGUUGGUAAAAGUAACAAGUUCAUCUCUUAACUACAAUAACAAACUCGUGAGAUUCUCUUGCCUCCUUUCUUUCCUUGCAAAGAUUUCUGUCUCCUUUCAAUAAUAAUUGCUCUCUUUCUCUUCCUCUUCCUCUCUUUCCCAUGAAGUGUUUCACAGUAUUUGGAUAUCUACAAGGAAUAGCGACUUCAAAUGCAACGUGGGUUUGGGAUUGCAUUUCCAGUUCUAAAUUAAAUUAAGAACAAGGAACACUAGGUUGGCUCUCUGUCUCCUUCUCUCAUGGUUUACGUCUCUCCUAGCCUGUCAUUUUUAUGUCAUUUCUGCUAAAAAGAGCCAGGUUUCAUUGUCAUGGAUAGUAAGACCUCAUCCUCUUCAGUAAAUGGUCCUCGAGAACCUUCCAUUCACGAGGAACUUCUGAUGCAGCAGAGCUUGCUCUUUUCUGAUACUCUCAAGGACUUGAAGAACCUUAGGAAGCAGCUAUACUCAGCAGCAGAUUAUUUUGAAUUAGCUUACAACAAAGAAGACCAGAAACAAAUAGUGGUGGAGAACUUGAAAGACUACGCCAUCAAAGCUUUGAUCAAUACUGUUGACCACUUGGGUUCUGUAGCAUACAAAGUUGACAGAUUUUUAGAUCAAAAGAUUGAUGAAGUUUCAGGAAUGGAGCUUCGAUUCUCUUGCUCCGAACAGAGACUGGAAGCAUGCCAAAAAUAUAUCAACCAAGGUGGCCUUUCUCAACAAUCACUGGUAAUAAAAACUCCCUACCACUACAAGCGGUACAUUUUUCCAGUCGACGAGGAGACCAUGGAUUCAUUUAGCCAUGCUAAACCAGAUCAUGAUAGUAGAAAUCUUAGCACUGAACACAACUUGCUUGAGUUUAAAAAUGCUGCUCAAGCGUCAAUCGAAGGAACCCCUUCCUCUUUCUUCAGAGAGAGGCAUUCUGAAUUACGUUCUCCACAAUUCUACUCGGGACAGGGAACAUUUACAUUCACAAGGACUUCAACCAACAACAAACCUGAGAAAAGAUCAUCCUCUCCGCAACGCUCUCCGAUCAUACGUUCUGGAUCUCUUCUUAAGAGACCAAUAUCUCCUAAUUAUGCUAAUGCACUACGAAGGUAUCCAUCGGAGCCUCGGAGAUCUGUUUCAUUGUCCAUGUAUUCGGAAAGAGACAUGGCAAAGGAUAGUGAUCAACAAUAUUCUGCCAAGAGCAAACGCCUGUUUAAGGCCUUGCUCAGCAUGCGCAAGUCCAGAAAGGAAGGCUCACUGUUUACUUGCUUGGAUCAGAUUUGAAACAGCAAAAUAAAUGGAGAUCAAGCAUGGUAGGAAACAAUAGAGAGACUAUUUGUAGUUUCUGGUUGAUAAUACGUAUCCUUCUUUUGGUUUAAGAUUUAAUUUCUCUAUGGAAAUGAGGGGAUUUCAACA